This is a messenger RNA of Striga asiatica, 2164 nucleotides long. The record is from the annotation of a GenBank genome assembly. Lineage: Eukaryota; Viridiplantae; Streptophyta; Magnoliopsida; Lamiales; Orobanchaceae.
CGAGAAAUCACGACACACACCCCCUCUAAUCUCAGCUUCUCGUCCAAGAAAAGGAAACAAAAUUGGUGUUAAGAAAAAAAAUAUUAACAAACUCAGAGCUCGACGAUGGCUGUCAGUUGACAGAUGAAGAUUUCAGUUACCAUUUUACCUGUCUUAGUCUCCCCAAAUUGAGCUCUCUUUUUAACCUCCUUAAAAGUUCACAGAAAACAGUGUUCGUAUCUGUUUAUCAAUCGCUCACAUUUUGAUUUAAGCUUUAUUUCCGAUUUCUUUUCGAAUUAAUCAAGAAUUGUAACUUCUGGGUUUCGACCCUCUUUUUCCACUUUCCGAUUUAAUCGAAUUAUGGAGGCUGAUGGAGGAAAAUAUUUGGUGAAAGAAAGUGAUGAGGACUUUUCAAGAAAGGAAGGCUCUGUUGAUUUGUCGCCUCCUUUGGUGCCAAAGGCCCGACAAUCAAGCGAAAUAGUAGCCGAAGAACAAUCGAACAAUGAGCAAAUCCCCAGUCAAGACUUAAUUUUUAAUACAAAACCCGACAAGCCAAUAGUCGAGGGAGAUUGUGUGAUGAUAAACACCCCAAAGAGAGUAAAUUUCUCCCCACUUCCCAGCCCAAACCGAAUAAGAAUAAUCGAUUCUCCUGGCCCUUCCACAUCCCGAGGAAUAUCCACCGUGAAAUAUUUUAUUCCGAAACUGAGCUUCAAAUUCCGGAACACAAAUGCCGAGAUCGAGAAGGCUGCCAUGCUGGCACUCGGGGUUUCCCCUGAAACACAAAGGAAGACUUCAAUUGCUCGGACAUUCUCGCUGAGUAAGAUUUUCACGCAAAAGAUAAAAAGGACUUCGUCUUUACCAGCCACGCCGAUUUUGCACUCGAAUCCGGAAUCUUCUCAUGGAGGGAUUAUUGCCAGCACUUCAUCUGAUUCAGCUGUGAAUAAAUUCGUCAUUAUGCAGAAAGGUGGGCCCAAGCUAUCCAUUCACCGUUCGCAUUCAGUACCCGUUUUCAAUUUAGGCAGUGUAUACCGUAUAAUCCCUUCUACUCGCAAGUCAAUCGAUCAGAAAGUGGACACAUCAAUGCCAAAUGCAACUCACAGUGUCGAAGUACAAUUGUGUCCAGAUGAGAACAAUAAUUUUCCGGAAGACAUACCUCAAGAGGAAGCUGUUUGUAGAAUCUGUUUAGACGAGCUGAGUGAGAACUCGAACACAUUGAAAAUGGAAUGCAGCUGUAAAGGUGAACUUGCAUUGGCCCACCAAGAAUGCGCGAUUAAAUGGUUCAGCAUAAAAGGAAACAGAACUUGUGAUGUCUGCAAGCAAGAGGUUAAGAAUCUGUCGGUCACACUUUUACGGGUCCAAAAUUGCGAAAAUCGAGGAAAUGGGUCACUCCCGGCUGUAAUAGGUCGAUAUAGGGUUUGGCAGGAUGUUCCGAUUCUUGUGAUUGUUAGCAUGCUUGCAUAUUUUUGCUUUUUGGAGCAACUAUUGGUUAAGAGACUUGGAUCGGGUGCAAUUGCAAUAUCGUUGCCCUUUUCGUGCAUUUUAGGUCUACUCGCAUCUAUGACUUCUACUACCAUGGUAAGGAAGAGAUACGCCUGGGUAUAUGCGACUAUUCAGUUUGUGCUGGUCGUUCUUUUUGCUCAUAUUUUUUACUCCGUGCUUCAUGUGCAAGCCGUUCUAUCAGUUCUGUUGGCGACUUUUGCUGGUUUUGGAGGUGUAAUGUGUGGAACUUCAAUUAUUUUCGAGAUUCUCAAGUGGGUCAGAACAUGGAACCUUCCGCCACCUUCCGGAGCCAAUUCUUCUCAGUCUAACAUAGAUUUAGAGGCCGGCAAUGUGGGCCCAACGAAUUCUCAGCCCACUCAAACCGAAGCACGGAACCAAGGUAUUGGCCCUAGUAGCUGAUUCGGGCUUCAAAUGGUACACAUAUUCACAGUUGUACAGAACUAUUUGCUCACACUUCAAAAACUACAUAUUUUUCGGUACAUUGUGUGUUGGCGUGUGAAGAACCCACCAAAUUUGCGAUUCGACAUGGCAAAGAAAGCCAUGUCGAAAUAAUUUGUUGCAUUGUGAAAAAAAAAAUGUUCGUUAUCGAACAGGUGUCUCUUUACUCAGUUGUCUUAACAGAAAAAGUUUGUAGAGAGUGAUUAACUUUGUGUCUGAAUGCUUGUUGUAAGUAGUUUUAGAAUGG